This is a messenger RNA of Somion occarium, 1266 nucleotides long. The record is from the annotation of a GenBank genome assembly. NCBI's taxonomy places the organism in Eukaryota, Fungi, Basidiomycota, Agaricomycetes, Polyporales, Cerrenaceae.
GUACCAUUUACUUCUACCUACAAGCUUGUGAUUCCCUUACCGGCGAACCUCUCGAUCAAUCGCAGCUUUGCAAUGAUUAACCGGCACCAAACGUUUGCCCGAAGGUCGCCCGAGCAACGACUCCGACGAGCGUUCAGCGAUAUCUGCACCUCAUAUUUAAAUGAACGGAUAACAAGCCUUCGGACUCAUCACUCUCACUUUCCAAGGCUCUUGUCUGUUUCGUUCGCGUGUCAGCUAUGGCUGAACUCCCUAGCUUCCAGGUGGAAGCAAAAACCAUAUCCACCGCUGUCGAUGUGGAGCAGUUAGACACCAACCUAUUCCGCUCCAAGUCCCUUUGGAUUCCCUUCCGUGCAAGAGGUGUCUUUGGAGGACAGGUCAUCUCACAAGCUUUAGCAUCGGCUACGAGAUGCGUACAUGCAGCAUAUGGACUUCAUUCUUUGCACUGUUACUUCUUGCUUAGCGCAUCCCCGGCCAUCCCAAUACUCUACCACGUCGAUCGCGUUCGGGAGGGCAGGACAUACUGUACACGAGCAGUCCGGGCAGUCCAGAAUGGACGAACGAUCUUUGUGAUGCUCUGUUCGUUCCAGAAGCCGGAGUUGAACCAACCAAACUAUCAAUGGCCUAUGCCCUCCAACGUUCACAGUCCGGAUGCUUGCAAAGCAGUCCAUGCAAGAGCUCUCACAGUUAUUCAGGAGCCAAGUGUCGAUCCCUUCGUCAAGGCAUAUUUGUCGGACUAUGUUCAAGAACGAGAGCAAAGCCCGUUCGAAAUCAAGAACGCCGGCUCGCAAGUCAGUGAAAGCGGUGUGAAGUUCUACAUGUACUGGUUCAGGGCCAAGAAUAUUCCUCAAUAUGAAGCAUCCUUCCAAAAGUGCAUCCUGGGCUACAUCUCGGACUCACAUUUUAUCGGAGUUGCAGCUAGGACACUCGGCAUUGAUAGGUGGAAGAAACCUCCAAAACAUAUGAGCAUGAUGUCGACAUUAGACCAUUCCAUAUAUUUCUAUGACGACAAUUUCGAUUGCGGUGACUGGCUCCUAUAUGUUAUAUCGUGCCCUCGUGCUAGCUCAGGUCGUGCCGUCGUACAUGGACGUAUGUACAGCACAGACGGCGUGCUGAUCGCAGCAAUGUCACAGGAGGGAGUUCUCCGAGUAAGUAACAAGGAUCCGACGGAUGAGGCGCAAGAGAUGGCAAAGUUGUGAUAUGGGACACUUACAUUACUUAUCCUGGCUUAUAAUAUACACUUAGAAUUCACCUCAUGUUUAAAGCUAG